Molecule: messenger RNA, 3912 nt
Organism: Chelonoidis abingdonii (Abingdon island giant tortoise)
Lineage: Eukaryota; Metazoa; Chordata; Testudines; Testudinidae
Gene: WNK4
Product: WNK lysine deficient protein kinase 4
Biological process (GO): protein phosphorylation
Molecular function (GO): ATP binding; protein serine/threonine kinase activity
Source: RefSeq, a predicted model, not a curated record
GAUCGGCCGCGGCUCCUUCAAAACAGUGUACAAAGGGCUGGACACCGAGACCACCGUGGAGGUGGCCUGGUGCGAGCUGCAGACCCGGAAGCUGUCGAAGGCUGAACGGCAGCGCUUCAGCGAGGAGGUGGAGAUGCUGAAGGGCCUGCAGCAUCCCAAUAUUGUCCGCUUCUACGACUCCUGGAAGUCAGCCAUUAAGGGCCAGAUCUGCAUUGUGUUGGUCACUGAGCUCAUGACCUCGGGGACCCUGAAAACCUACCUGAAGCGCUUCAAGAAGAUGAAGCUGAAGGUCCUGCAGCGCUGGAGCCGGCAGAUCCUCAAGGGGCUGCACUUCCUGCACACGCGGUCGCCCCCCAUCAUCCAUCGCGACCUCAAGUGCGACAACAUCUUCAUCACGGGCCCCACCGGCUCCGUCAAGAUCGGGGAUCUGGGCCUGGCCACGCUCAAGCGGGCCUCCUUCGCCAAGAGCGUCAUAGGCACCCCGGAGUUCAUGGCCCCUGAGAUGUAUGAGGAGAAGUACGACGAGGCGGUGGAUGUCUACGCCUUCGGCAUGUGCAUGCUGGAGAUGGCCACCUCGGAGUACCCCUACUCAGAGUGCCAGAACGCCGCCCAGAUCUACCGCAAGGGCAUGAAACCCAACAGCUUCUACAAGGUGAAGGUGCCAGAGCUGAAGGAAAUCAUUGAGGGCUGCAUCCGCAUGAACAAGGCUGAGAGGUACACCAUCCAGGACCUGCUGGAGCACUCCUUCUUCCAGGAGGACACGGGGGUGCAUGUGGAGCUGGCUGAGGAGGACGACGGUGUCAAGUCCAGCCUCAAGCUCUGGCUGCGCAUGGACGACACUAAGAAACUGCAUGGCAAGUACAAGGACAACAACGCCCUCGAGUUCCUCUUCGAGCUGCACAAGGACGUGGCUGAGGAGGUGGCCCAGGAGAUGGUGACCCUGGGCUUUGUGUGUGAGGCGGACUACAAGCUGGUGGCCAAGGCGGUGCGGGAUCGUGUGGUCACCAUCAAGCGCAAGCGGGAGAAGUUGAAGCGGGCGCAGGAUGAGCUGCGGCACCAGGAGCAGGAGAAGCAGCUGGGCAUCCUGCCCCUGCUGGAGGAGCUGAAAUGCCCCCCGGUGCCUACCACCCCCCAGGCCUCACCGGCCACGCCUGGCUCCGGGGACUCUGUCUUUGUGGGGACCUUCCUCCCAGAGCCCGAGGAGCCCGAGGCAGAUCAGCACCAGCACUUCCUGUAUCGGCACACCAGCUACUCCUCCACCGCCUCUGACUGCGAGACAGAUGGGUACCUGAGCUCCUCUGGGUUUGUGGACUCGCCAGACCUGUCCCACUGCCACUCGGGCACCUUCUCCACCAGGGACCCUUCCAGCCCACCAGCUGCCCAGUCAGAGAGCUGCUUCCCUGUGAGCAUCGCAGUGAGCUCGCCCAUGGAGCAUCUGCCCUCUGCCCCGGCCAGCGAGUUCUCUUCCCCAGUGGACAGCUACGCAUCGGACGUGGCGUCCGGCCUGAGCGACGGCUGCGAAGGGCUCUCGGCCAGUGAGCAGAACGCCAAGCUGCCGGCCAAGCGGGCCUCGGGGAAGCUGCUGCGGCGCCGAGCCAGGUCGAGGCUGCGCAUCACCAAUAUCUCGGACAAGAGCGACCGGGUGGUGGAGUGCCAGCUGCAGACCUACAACAACAAGAUGGUGACCUUCAAGUUCGACCUGGACGGGGACAACCCGGAGGAGAUUGCGGCCGUCAUGGUCAAUAACGAGUUCAUCCUCCAGUCGGAGCAGGACAGCUUCAUCCGUCGAAUCCAGGACAUCAUCCAGCGCGUGGAGACCUUGCUGCGCAAGGACGGGCAUGGUGCCACCAGGGCGGCUGGCAGCCCUCAGCCUGAGAGCCUGUCGCCCUCUGCCACCAGCAACGGCCUUCCGGCGGAACUGCAGCUGCAGGAUCUCUCGCGCUCCAUCUCGGCCUCGUCCUUGCUCAGCGACCUGGGCUGCAGCAGCCCAGGCCAGUCGGAGCUGGCUCCGGUCCAGCCCUCGCUCAGUGGCUCCCCCUCUGAAAACGACCUCUUCAGCCUCGCAGACACCCCGCCAGGGACCCAGCCCGUUGGGCUGCAGCCUCUGCUCCCAGCAGAACCGCCAGGUUCCCCCAGUGCAGCUGCGUGGAGCAGGCCCUCCUCCUUGAUGGUGCCUGGCCUGGCCCCGUACCCGCUGCCAACAUCCCAGUCUUUCCCACAGACUGCCGGACCCGGGCCCCAGGCUGGGGACUCCCUGCUGUCCACCACACCAUCCAGGGGAGGCGUGGGCCCCCUGAGCCCACCCAUGAACAGCAGUGCACCCACUGCGCCCCCCUGGUCUCCUGCCACUUCCCCCUUGUUCUCGCUGGCUGAGAUGUUCUCCCUGGCAAUGAUGAGCAUGGCCCAGACGCUGCUGCCGUCCGUCUCCUUGGCUGCCCCCCCGCCGGGAGGGCCCCAUGCCCCUGCACCGAUACCUCGCCCGCAGUCGCUGUACCUGGGGCCGGCACACUUCACCUCUCCUGGCCCUGCAGGCCAGGUGGAGGCAGUGCCACACUGCAGUUGGACCCAGGAGCCCACCAGCACCUGCGUCGCAGGGGGCUGGGGCCCUGCUCUUCCCCCUCAGGGCCUGGGAAGAAGCAGCAUCGGGGAGAGUCCGCUGGCAUCGGGGAGAGCUCCUGCUGCAGGGGCGCUGGACAGCGGCUUGGUAUCGCCCUGCUCCCCGAAACCCAGCAGCCACUUGAUCGUCUCUGAGUCGCCCGCCCCUGGCCUGGCCAAGGCCCGGCUGUCCCCCAUCAACGAAGAGGCCAAGCCCCAGAUUCUGGGUAGAUUCCAGGUGACCACAUCCAAGGACCCAGCCAACAGCACCCUGGGGCAGCAGAGCCAGAGUGACAGUGAGCAGAGCGUCCAGGAGCCCUGGGAGGGGGUGGCUGGCGCCACCUCUCAGCCCUCGGUGUCCAGCUCCUCCGCCACGGAGGGCAGCACAAGCCCCGACUCGGACUCUGUCCCCGAUACCCCGGUGCAGGACCCCGACGAGCUGCUGGCCGAGGAGGGGACGCCGGUGGCGCUGGUGGAGAGCGACCCGGAGAGGCCUGGGGAGGGCAGUGCCGAGAGCCCUCAGCAGGCUAUGGUGAGCCAGGUGUGGAUGAGCUACGCACGCAGCUCGUCCUACCUGAGCAGCGACGACACGGAGAGUGAGGACGAGGAGAUCUGGGAGGAGCUGCAGAGCCUGCGCCAGAAGCACCUCUCUGAAGUGCAGACACUGCAGGCUGUGCAGAAGAGGGAGAUUGAGGAUCUGUACUUCCGGAUGGGGAAGCAGGCCCCCCCGGGCAUCGUCUCCCCAGCCGCCAUGCUCUCCAGCCGCCAGAGACGCCUCUCCAAGGGCAGCUUCAACCCGUCCCGGCGCAACAGCCUCCAGCGCCUGGAGCUCUCACAGCCCACAGCAGGGAUCAUGCGCAGGAACUCGCUGAGUGGCAGCAGUACCGGCUCGCAGGAGCAGCGGCCGAGCAGAGGGGUGACAUUCGCCGGAGACCUCAGCCGAAUGUAACCGUCCUGCCAGCACCGAUUUUCAGGGACUACCUCAGCCAUGCACCAGCUGCCAUGGAGGGGUGGUGAGAGGCCCUGCUGUGAGCUGCCCAGGCAGCGCCCUGCCCCACAGGCUCUUCCGGGUGUGGAGACAGCACUGGCACAGUGGGGAAUGGUGACUCCUGCCCUUGUGUGCCCCUCCCAGCUUUGUCCCUGUGGAGCCAGGCACUGGGCCCCAUGGUGUUUGGUGCAGGUGCCCACUGCCUGGAGACUCCUGGCUUUGUCUGACAGCACUGGGGAGGAUCUGCAUUGGCCCCAACGGGCCCAUGUGAAGUCUGAUGGUGGCUGCACCCAUCCUGGUUCACGGGCUGCAGGGAGAUGGGUUUGCGG